AUUAAAAAUGAUGCAAAAAUAAAAUCAUUUUUCAUUCACUACUGUGAUUUAUCCACCUUUUGUAGAUUAAGAAAAAUAAGAAGAACAAUUUUAUCCAUCAAUGGGAUAUAAUUUUGCUACAGGUGAUGUUAAACGUAAAAUAUUGAAUUAUUUAUAGCUGGAUGGACUUUUAUAAGCAAAGAUUAGCCACCUUGUGUUCCUUACUUUUCAUCAUAUAUAAAAAAGUAGGAUGGAGCAGAAUUCUUAGUAACAGGAGGUGCCUAUUAGGAAAAUAAUUAAAUAUAGAGUUCAAACUUUUGUUUUAGAAUCUAGCUUCAUGAUCACAUGGAAGGUCAUAGAAUUAAAUAUGAAUUAUGGAGAUAAGGAUUAACAAGGGAAGAUGACGAAGGCAAUGAAAUUGAAGCAGAAAAAGUCCCUGUAAUACCACCAAUGAAUAUUCCAAGACAUAAUCACUAAAUUUUUGAAUUAUUAAAACCAGGAACUACAAAUUAAUAUUUAUAUAUGGUAGUUGGAGGUCAAUAUAUAAAUUAAGAGGAAUGGGGUUUCUUAAAUUAAUGUGAAAUCUAUGAUGAGAAAGGACCUGUAAAUCAAAAUGGAGAAUAAUAAUGGGAAGUUAUUGAGCCAAUGGUUUAAGCUAGAGCUGGUUUCUCAGGUUUCGUAAUGAAUAAUAAAGUUUAUGUAUAUGGUGGAUUCACAUUUGAAAAUGAAGAAACAGUAUAAUUAUAAUAAAUCAUUGUUAGAAAAUCCUUCAUAGCAAUAAAGUAGAAUGUUUUGAUUUAAAUACAAAAAAAUGGAAGGAUUUUAAAUAUAGACAAGGUUUGAAUGUAACUAAUCAUUUGGGGUCAUCUUGUUUGCCUAUUUCAGAAAAACAUAUAUUAAUUUUUGGAGGUUCAAAUGGUGAAAAAGUAACAGAUAAAAUAGCUAUAAUGGAUAUUGAAAAAGGUUCAAUUGAAAAUCUUAAAUCAAAAACAAAAUUAAGUGUUCCAAGAGCAGGUUCUUAGAUUUUUUUGUUGAAAUAAAUUGAAGUGGCUGGUAGUUUUUUUUAAUAUAUAUAUUAGAUUCAGCUCAAAAAAGAGAUCUAAUUGUAGUAUUGGGAGGAAAUCAGGAUGAAGUGAGUUUCGAUUAUUUUGCAAUAAAAGAUUCGUAAAAUGCUUCUGAACUAGAAUAUGUAGGAAAGAAAGAAUUUAAUAAUGCUUUUACAGGAGCAGUCAUUGGAACAUAUGCUUUUGGUGGUAUUAAUGAUAUUAGAGCUUGGGUAAAAACAAUGUAGUACAUGCCUGUUGUGACAUUAAUAUAAUGAAUAUUAAAAUAUAAAAUGCC
Paramecium sonneborni is the source of this 1320-nucleotide messenger RNA. The record is from the annotation of a GenBank genome assembly. Lineage: Eukaryota; Ciliophora; Oligohymenophorea; Peniculida; Parameciidae.